AUGCUCUUAUCUCUUGUCGUUUAUCUGAACAAGAUCUGCAGGUUUUUCUCCAUGUUCAGUUCCGACAGACUUACAGUUCCAGAAUAUGUUAGUCGCCUUCAGAGCCGGAAAACGGGCUCUGACCCUAGAGCUGUAUCGCCGGGUAUCAAUGCUGACGUUCAGGCCGUCUUGGACACCUCGCUUCCUGCUCUGCGGUCCGCAAUCAAAACACUGAAGUCAGCAAAGGACACUGCAGACUUGGAAGAAACACGUCGGGCCAUUGCUGAAAUCUUCCAACUGGUCGAGGAGGCAUGGGUUUUACCUACUUUGGGUCGCCAAGUUGCAGAGGAGAUAUGCAACAGAAUGCGACUAGACGGUGGUCUCGAGCUACUCUUGCAGCUGCUACAGACACCUGCUGUGGAAAUCACUUACGAGUCGGCAAAGCUGCUUGAGCAGAUACUGGUGGCAGAGAACAGAGACUAUGUGGCACGUAUGGGUCUGGGUGUCAUCCUGAACCUGACCAGGCAACAGGACGAUGCCCAGCUAGCACGAAGUGUGUCUGGCAUUCUCGAGCACAUGUUUAAACACACCGAGGAGACGUCGGCCCAACUCAUUACCAACGGGGCACUGGACGCCCUGCUCUUCUGGUGCAGGGGCACUGAUCCGACCGUGCUACGCCACUGCGCUCUGGCGCUCGCCAACUGCGCCAUGUACGGCGGGCACCGGUGUCAGCGGCUGAUGAUCGAGAAGCAGGCUGCAGAAUGGCUCUUCCCUCUGGCCUUCUCGAAGGAGGACGAACUCAUCCGUUUCCACGCUUGUCUCGCGGUUGCGGUACUCGCAGCUAACCGGGAGAUCGAGAAGGAAGUGGUGGACUCGGGAACACUUGAGUUGGUGGAACCCUUCAUCGCCUCGCUGGAUCCAGAUGAGUUCGCCCGUAACUUGCUGGAUCGCGCGGACAGCAUGCAGGGCCGCACUGCUGCAGAUCUCCAGCACCUGCUUCCCCUGUUGGAUGGCACGCGGCUGGAGGGCAAAUGCAUCGCUGCCUUCUACCUCUGUGUGGAGAGCAGUAUCAAAUCCCGCCAGCGCAACACAAAGAUAUUCCAAGAGAUUGGAGCAGUGGAGAGUCUAAAGAGGAUCGUCAUGUACUCUAACAAUGGCACCACUCUGCUGCUUGCCAAGCGGGCCCUGAGCAUGAUGGGAGAAGAUGUUCCACGUCGUAUCCUGUCCUGUGUACCCAACUGGAAAAUCGGCGAGGUACAGAGGUGGCUGCAGCAGAUCGGCUUCAGUGCGUUUUGCGAACGUUUCCAGGAGCUGCAUAUAGAUGGCGAUCUGCUGCUGAAUAUUACAGAACAUGACCUGUGCAAUGACCUGGGGAUGACUGCAGGGCUCACUCGUAAAAGGUUUCUCAGGGACUUACGAGUCCUCAAGACCUAUGCCAACUACUCAACCUGUGACCCCAACAACUUGGCCGACUGGCUGGCUAGUGUGGACCCGCGGUUCCGCCAGUACACCUACAGUAUGGUCCAGUCUGGAGUGGAUCUUCACAACAUCCAGCAUGUAAGUGACCAUCAGCUGCAUUCCGACUGUCACGUGGAGAAUGGGAUCCACCGGGCAAAGAUCCUGUCUGCUGCCCGCCGUCCCUCCAGGCCCUGUAGCAUAGACGCGCAGCCCUCAGGACCAGACGUGUUCAUUAGCUACAGACGCACCACAGGUUCCCAGCUGGCCAGCCUGCUGAAGGUGCACCUGCAGGUGCGUGGCUUCAGCGUCUUCAUCGAUGUAGAGAAGCUUGAGGCCGGCAAGUUUGAAGAGAAGCUGAUUCAGAGCGUCCAACGAGCUCGCAACUUCAUCCUGGUCCUGUCUGCCAACGCUCUGGACAAAUGCAUGGAAGAUGUAGGCAUGAAGGACUGGGUGCAUAAGGAAAUUGUCACGGCUCUGAAGGGGCAGAAGAACAUCGUCCCUGUGACUGAUAAUUUUGUGUGGCCUGAUCCAAACUCUUUGCCUGAUGACAUGCGUUCGAUUCUCAACUUCAAUGGCAUCAAGUGGUCACAUGAAUACCAGGAAGCCUCAAUUGAGAAGAUCCUACGCUUUCUGAAGGGAUUCCCCAGUCAAGAUCAACCUGACUGUUCAAAGACCACCCAGACUCCCAAAGAGGAAUAG
Chanos chanos (milkfish) is the source of this 2136-nucleotide messenger RNA. It is a transcript of the gene sarm1, whose product is annotated as sterile alpha and TIR motif containing 1. Gene Ontology annotation, cellular component: dendrite. The record is from RefSeq and is a predicted model, not a curated record. Bases 1 to 2136 code for a protein of 711 amino acids. Gene Ontology annotation, molecular function: NAD+ nucleosidase activity; protein binding; signaling adaptor activity. The transcript has 8 exons. Gene Ontology annotation, biological process: response to axon injury; negative regulation of MyD88-independent toll-like receptor signaling pathway; signal transduction. NCBI's taxonomy places the organism in Eukaryota, Metazoa, Chordata, Actinopteri, Gonorynchiformes, Chanidae.